CAAGAAUCCAGCCCGACGGGACACCGCUGCAGACCAGUAAAUGCCAAGCCCCCCUCCGUCAUGUCACCGACCAAAGUUCCGGGUGCCCUGGGUGCUUAGCUUGUCUGCCGCUUGUACGACGCGUCUCGCCUCGUCAUCCUGUCUUGCUCCAUUUGCCUAGCCCGUUGCUGGCCACGCAUCUAUUUUGGGCUUACUGCGGUGGCCGGCAAGAUCUGGCCGAGGACGAAACAUUGGCACAUGGCUGGAUGGAUGUGACGGAGGCAACCUGGUUUCUGACCCGACUUGCCAGUGUGCCAGUGCGCCAAAGAAGAACAGGAGUACGCAGUCAAGCAGUGCCCAAACGAGGCAGCCUCUGACACACGGCCUGGCGCCCCUCUUGUUCGGGCACAGCCGUGUGGGUGGCGACUUUGCCUGGUCCCUCGACGUACCCGCCUGCCAAGGUGAUUACGCAGCUCUGCACUCUGCACUCGCAGCAUAGCCCUCUUGUCACCGCGACAGACCAGUCACAUGCAAUCAUUUCAGCCUUGAAGUGUCCAAGUGAGCUCUCGCCCCAGCCCAGGCGCCCUCUUAGCUCUGUCACUGCCCGUGGACCCUUGAAGUCCUGGUGGGCAAGUGGGGUCUGUCUUAUUAUUCUGCAUCCCUCUGGCCCUGUGGUCAAGCUUAAAACCAAGCUGCCUUUUGAUGCAUGCAUCCUCCUUGACCCCCAACGACGUGGCAAGUGGACGUCCUUUUUAAGAACAGUCGUCAUACCCUACUUUUCGUAGGUGGCUGUUCUACUUUCUGACCCUUUUGUUUUUACUCCUUCCUACCAUUUUCUUUUCCUCUUCUCUCACUUCCUACACAUCCACCGCCUGCGCUGCUCCCACUUGAUGAACCUCAGAAUGGGAUCGGCCGGCAACAUGGAUCCCCAGUCCUCGCUAGAUUCCGCCCUCGACACUCAGGGUCUCGCCGACGAACAGCGCGGCCUCCUCGAGCUUAUCGACAAGCUCCAGUUCGCGCAGCUCGACAAUGUCAAGCUGCCCCAGAUAUGCGUCGUUGGCGACCAGUCUGCUGGAAAAUCCUCGGUACUCGAGGCCAUCACGGGCACCCCAUUUCCUCGAGAUGCCGGCGCCUGUACCAGAUUCGCUACCGAGAUCCGCUUACGAAGGGCGCCCGAGACCAGCCUGACUGUCUCUAUAAUACCAGACAAGAACCGAGACCUGAAGGCGCAGGAGGCCCUGCGCAGUUUUGGCGGCAAUGUCGGCAACCAUAUGAACUUUGAGCAGCUCAUGAGAUAUGCCGUCGACUUGAUCGCCCCAAAGAACAUUCCCGGCCGCUUCGCCGCCCGGGACAUUCUUGUCGUUGAAAAGCGGGGCCCCGACAUGCCUCUGCUGACCUUGGUCGACUUGCCCGGUCUGGUGCGGAAUGCGAACAACGACCAGAGCUUGGACGACAUCAAGACCAUCGAGUCUCUGUGCGAGCGGUACAUGAAGAGCUCGCGCACCAUCAUUCUUGCGGUAGUCGGCGGCAACACGGAUUACGUGCAGGCCCCAAUUCUCACCAAGGCGAGACAAUUCGACCCCACCGGGUCCAGAACCAUCGGUGUUCUCACCAAGCCCGAUCUGACCGAGUCCAUUGGUCUUGAGGACAAGUUUAUUGAUCUUGUCAACAACAAGGACAAGGCGAACUACUUUCAGCUCGGGUGGUACAUCCUUCUUAACCCUGGCCCUCGCGACGCCGGCCAGCCUUGGCCAACCGCGCGCGAGCGACGCCAGAGAGAGGAGGAGUUCUUUGGGCGGGGCAAAUGGCGCUCCCUGCCAGAGUCCAUGUGUGGUGCCGACGCGCUGAAGCAGAAGCUGAGCACGCAGCUGCAACGACACAUUGGCCGCCACGUCAAGACGCUACGCCGACAGAUCCAGAAGGCGCUGGAUGAUACCGACGGAGAACUCAAAUCGAUGGGCGAGGGCAAGGACACGCCCGAGGAGAUGCGGAUAGAACUCGUGGAACUCUUCAGCGCGUCCAAGGAGCUCGUCAUCCCUGCUGUCUAUGGUUUCUACAAGAACCCGCCUGGCAAGAACUUCUUCCGCUCCACGGCUGACCCGCGGGGUACGCCGGCCCAGAACCUGCGCGCCAGGGCUGCCGAGGAGAACGACGCCUUCAGCAACCGAAUCAGGGAACAUGGCCGCAAGUUUGGCUUCUCGCAUGCACCGCAAGGGGGCAAGGACCUGUCGGAAGAGCAAAAGCAAAAUUACGUCCGCCAGGAGGUCCAGACACUCCUCAAUCAGAUCCGUGGUUCUGAGUUCCCCGGCGACGCCAAGCCCAGAGCCGUGUACAUGCUCUUCCAGAGUUACUCGGAGUACUGGCCCAGGCUGGCCCAGGAACACAAGGACAACCUCGGCGUUGUGUGCAACGAGUUCUUGGCGGAACUGAUCGACUACUCGUGGCCGAAGCGGAUGCGCGAGCCCCUCCGGCGCGAGUUCCUCGACCAGCAGCUCAAGCAGCUCAUGGAGAAGGCCCAGAAGGAGCUGGAGCUGCUCUCGCAAGACAUGCACCUGGAGGUCCAGCCGUACGACCCCGAGUACGAGGAGAAGCUCCGCGCGUGGCAGGCGAGGUCUCUGAGCCAGGAAGGCGCCCCGCAGUGGUCGGAGGCGCAGGAGGUGCUCGAGAAGAUGUUGAUCUAUUACGAGUUAAGCGCUAAGUCCUUUAUCCGGAAUACGAUCGUGCAGGUGAUCGAGCGACACCUCCUGCAGGGCAUGUACAACAUCUUCGAGUCCCUGCACGUCCUCAAGAUGACGGAGGAGACCAUCCUCGCCAUCGCGGCCGAGAACAAGCAGACCCGCGAGCGCAGGAUGCUCCUCAGGAGCCGCAAGCGGGCGAUCGAGGAGGCCAAGGACAUCUGCGCGGGGCUCGCCAUGCGCAAGGAGCUCAGGGCCUACGCCAACGAGGCCGACUCGGACGGGGAGACGACGAGCGACGAGGACGGCGGUCCGCCCAGGCGCCGGCCGAGCAGCCGGCACCAACAACAACCGAGCAGCGGCGGCGCCUCGGCGCCCCCGCCGCCGCAGACCAGGACGUCCAAGAGGCCGCCCGCGCCCCAGCAGCAGCAGAGCCGGCCCGAGGUGCACACCAACGGGAUCGUGCCGGGCUCCAACAACCCCUACGCCAACGGCAUGGGCGGCGAGCACUACCAGUCGCCAACACCGACGCCCACGCACAACAACGGCAGCAGCAGCAGCAACAGGCGCACGGUCGAGAUCGAGCCCGAAGAGGACUUUUACACCGCGCCGACCUCGGCGCCCCCGCCGCCCCCGCCCCCGAGGCCCGACAAGGUGAGGCCCGGGUCGGGGAGGGACAGGGACCACGAUGAUAUAUACGGCGCAGACGGCGGGAGCAGACGUGACUCAUCAUCAGGUACGCGGCAGGCUUCGGCCCCCUCCAGGCAUGGCGCGGGAUACUCGCUGACGUCCUCGCAGCUCCGCGAGAUGAAUAUGGGGGGUACCCGGCGGUAGGCACCGCGCAGCAGGCGCGGAGGGGCGGGCGGAUACGGGAGAUCCUGGGGAGGGUGUGAGAGCGGUCUGUAUAGAAAGAGUGUGGACGGUAAGUGAGUGGGGCAUUACCUACGUGGUCUGUCUGUUUAUCGACUCUUUGGGACAUUUUUGGGGGACUUUUGUCUUGUAUGGUGCUGGGAUGGGAUGCUUUCGGGAUUUAGUUUUUGAGGGGAAGGUCAGUACCUGGGUAUCCUGGGAGACGGAUUGGAUUUCUAGCGAAUGCAUUUGAAUCCAUAGAUUUCAUGUUGACCUGAUUUUGAACCAUUGCAGGUUACUGAAUGAUGGGCUGGCCUGCAAUAUCAAACCAGUCUUCGUUUCGGCCUUACGUGGUGCAUCUGUAGCGUCGAGCACUGGAUCAUUCACUUGUCUCGUCUUCAUAUGAAAAGACAUUUCUACCCUGGGGUAUGCAUGGUGUUUGGGCCAAGGCUUCGGCAACAAAACUCAUUCGUAGCUAACGAGC
Diaporthe batatas is the source of this 3987-nucleotide messenger RNA. RefSeq lists its product as uncharacterized. The transcript has 2 exons. Gene Ontology annotation, cellular component: membrane; cytoplasm; microtubule. Bases 870 to 3488 code for a protein of 872 amino acids. The record is from RefSeq and is a predicted model, not a curated record. Lineage: Eukaryota; Fungi; Ascomycota; Sordariomycetes; Diaporthales; Diaporthaceae. Gene Ontology annotation, molecular function: GTPase activity; GTP binding; microtubule binding.